Messenger RNA from Candidula unifasciata, 459 nucleotides. NCBI's taxonomy places the organism in Eukaryota, Metazoa, Mollusca, Gastropoda, Stylommatophora, Geomitridae. The record is from the annotation of a GenBank genome assembly.
CUGUGUGUGUGCCAGGCCACUUUGCUGAGGAAGAACGUGGACCAUCUGUCCAAUCAGGAUGUUCUGAAUCUCCAGAAGGCUCUGCGGGAUGUCUUCGACGACAACUCGACCAAAGGUUUUAAUGCCAUUGCUGCCUACCACGGCUACCCUCCCCAGUGUAAGGAUGGCGACCGAGCAGUUGCUUGCUGCGUCCAUGGUGACCUCAACUUCCCUGCCUGGCAUCGACUUCUGGUUGUCCAGAUCGAGCAGGCACUGAAAGAAAAAGGUUUAUAUAUCGGUGUUCCUUACUGGGACUGGACUGUGGAACUGCGACAGCUUCCUAACCUCGUCAAUCAGAGAGUGUUCCUGGACAGCGCUGGGGGCAAAACCAGGAAAAACGCCUGGUAUCAAGGCAACAUCCGCGUGGGGGACAAAACCUACCACACAGCACGAGCUGUAGACAAGAGGCUCUACCAGAAU